Pundamilia nyererei is the source of this 2203-nucleotide messenger RNA. RefSeq names its product galanin receptor 1b (gene galr1b). Gene Ontology annotation, cellular component: plasma membrane. The transcript has 7 exons. Lineage: Eukaryota; Metazoa; Chordata; Actinopteri; Cichliformes; Cichlidae. Bases 890 to 1963 code for a protein of 357 amino acids. Gene Ontology annotation, biological process: G protein-coupled receptor signaling pathway. Gene Ontology annotation, molecular function: G protein-coupled receptor activity. The record is from RefSeq and is a predicted model, not a curated record.
GUUAAUCAAAGCUAACCUGAGUAAAUACAAAAUGUAGGUUUGAAGAAAUCUAUUUCAUUUAUUAAGGAUUUUUUUUUACCAAACCUAGCUGGCCCUGUGCGAAAGUCACUGCCCCUUAUACCUAAUAAGUGGUUGGCAACAAAAACUGCAACCAGACAUGUGUGAUAACUGGCACUGAGUCUUACACAUUGCUGGUGAGGAAUUUUGGCCCACCCUUCCUUGUAAAUUGUUUAAAUCCAGCCACACUGGAGGGAUUUCAAGUAUGAACGGCCUAUUUAAGGCCAAAGCAUCUAAAAUGGUUCGGAGUCAGACUUUGACUAGGCCUCUCCAAAAUCACAGGUGGACGUGCUGGUGUGUUUUGGGUCCGAUGAAAAACCCAAGUGCACUUGAGCCAGACCUUCUCUGACGUUUUGAGGAGAGAGAACAGAAUUCAUGGUUCCAUCAGCUGGAGCAAGUGUCCAGGUCCUAAAGCAGCAAAGCAGUACCAGACCAUCACGCUACCACCACCAAGUUUGACUGGUGGUAUUAUGGCAGCAGGAUGGAGUACAUGGCCCUGACUCUGAAUGAGCUGCACUGAUGAUGUGAUGUUUAACAGGUUCUGCCUGAAGGUUGCAGGUCAUGUAUUAGUGCGUGUCACCAAUACGUGCUCAAGUUUAUCUGAUCAACACGUAUUCAAGCUCCCAUUCUUCUCUUGGAUGUUAGAUGAAAUGAAGAUGCUUUGUUCACUGCUGAACAUCUAGGUUCUUUAUUAGCACGAAUAAAAUGUUUCCAGGAGUCCUCAGAGUCUCAGAGCUGACUCCGCUGCUGGAGGUGUUUGAUCGGGAUCAUGGAGCUGGUCUUUCUGUCAGCCUGUCCCUCUCUGCACCUCUAACCCUCCAGCUGCCCCACUAUGGCGCUCCCGGUAAACGACUCCUGCUCCGUGCCUGACCUCCCCGAGUUCAAUCGGUCAGUGGACGACGGACACACACCGGAGUCGGUGAUUGUGCCGGUGGUGUUCGGGAUCAUUUUCGUGUUGGGGGUGGUGGGGAACAUUUUAGUGCUAGUAGUGAUAGGGAAGGUGGGGUACAGCGCAGGUGGGGGAGGCGGCGGUGGAAGUGGAGGAGGAGUUGGGAGGCGCUCGCUUAGCCCGACCAACAUCUUCAUCCUGAACCUGAGCGUGGCGGACCUCGGCUUCCUGCUCUUCUGCGUGCCCUUCCAAGCCACCAUUUACACUCUGCCGGAGUGGGUGUUCGGGGCCUUCCUCUGUACGUUUGUACACUACAUCUUCACCGUCAACAUGCUUGUGAGCAUCUUCACGCUCGUGGCCAUGUCCGUGGACCGCUACAUUGCCGUGGUGCGCUCCAACCAAUCUCUGAGCGUCCGGAGCCCAAGGAACGCACUGGCAGGGCUGUGCGUCAUCUGGACGAUGUCUCUGGUGUGCUCGGUGCCGGUGGCCAAGCACCAGGGCCUCAUUAGCUACCACAACGGAACUUUCUGCUGGGAGGACUGGGCCGGAGCCUCCAAAAACGCCUACAAAGUGACCCUCCUGGUGUUGGGGUACCUGCUACCGCUGCUCCUCAUCAGCUGCUGUUACACUAAGAUUUUAUUCCAUCUCCAUAAAAAAAUGAAGAACAUGUCCAAGAAGUCUGAGCGCUCCAAAAAAAAAACGGCUCAGACGGUCCUCCUGGUCGUCACUGUCUUCACUAUCUGCUGGAUGCCCCACCACAUCAUCGUCAUGUGGGCGGAGUUCGGCACUUUCCCCCUGACCCAGGCGACCUAUGUCUUCCGCCUCGUGUCCCACUGCCUGUCCUAUGGAAACUCCUGUGUUAACCCCAUCCUGUACGCCUUCCUGUCUGAGAACUUCCGCAAAGCUUGUCGCAAGGUCUUUACCUGCUACUUCCUGUACCCGCCGCCGCCCACAGAAAACGUGGUUCGUUUUCGCAUGGAAAACUUCUCCACCACACACUCCACCACCAACAUAUGAAGGGCCAAGAUAAAUGACGCUCAGGGUGCUUAUCUAGCAGUAAAUGAGGGAAAGCUUUGUCUGAGUGGAUCUGCUGCAGGCAGGUCACAUGAAAAUAAGACGGCACGUGAUUGGAGGAUUUAUUCACAAGAAAACAAGAGACUCAUCAGAAACUUGCAGAGCCUGCUGGACUGCUUUAAGUUUUGUGUAAAGAUAUUUCAGAUAUUGUUUUUAAGCUUUAAACUUAAUAUUAAAAAAACA